Arvicola amphibius (Eurasian water vole) is the source of this 5768-nucleotide messenger RNA. It is a transcript of the gene Slc26a1, whose product is annotated as solute carrier family 26 member 1. The transcript has 4 exons. Bases 2456 to 4570 code for a protein of 704 amino acids. The record is from RefSeq and is a predicted model, not a curated record. Gene Ontology annotation, molecular function: bicarbonate transmembrane transporter activity; chloride transmembrane transporter activity; oxalate transmembrane transporter activity. Gene Ontology annotation, biological process: transmembrane transport. Lineage: Eukaryota; Metazoa; Chordata; Mammalia; Rodentia; Cricetidae. Gene Ontology annotation, cellular component: membrane.
CUGCAGAGGAGUGCAGAAGUACCCGGCAGCACCAAGGCCGGUGCACGUAGCAGGCUUGGUAGGGCCAGGACUGCGAAGAGAACGCGGUCUAUGGAUGCCGACUAUGAAGGAUGCCAAGCGGGAUGGGGGUGGUGCGUGCAGAGCGGAAACGCUCGGUAUCUCUUGGGAAAACCUGCUGAAGCCCCCAGGAAGGUGUGCGCUCGGCCGAGUUUGGUGGAAGAAAUUCUGAUGUGGUCCUGGAGCCUAUCUGAACAUCAUUUUCUACUGUUGGGACAGGGUACAAUGUUUUCUUCCCAAAUAAAAUGUAUUCAAGAUUUAAAUGGUGGACUUAGAGAUAAAAGAAGGAAAUCACUGAGCCGCGCAGGAUCAAACAGACCUAUGGACCCUGUACCCCUGCCCUAUAUGUGUCCAGCAGCAAGCCAAGAAGCCUGAGGCUUAAAGGGCACAUUGGGAUAGGCCAGUGGGCUCGGUCCCUCGUGCCUCACUGCAGCCCCACCCUGAGUGCACAGAGCUGUACAGGCAAAGAAUAAGUGGGGAAAGGGACUCAUGGCAAGGCAUGGAAGACAUGACUUCAUCUACAUUUCAACUGGCUGUGGACAGUGGUGGGGGGGGUGGACGUGGAGGAUGGGGGGUGUAUGAUGUAAGGCCCAAUCCCUCCCACCCAGGGCGGUGGAGAAGAGAGGGACCAUUCCUAUACCGUUUUCUUUGCUUCGAAGGGAAGGUGAAUAUUCUCACACUCUCCUUCACCCCAGAACCUCUGUAUUUACAGGUAUAUCCAUUCCACAACUUCAGCUGUGCCCUUCUCAAAGAUGUAGCAACAGCACAUUCCCCAGUGGCUCCUCUGUGGGUAACUGGGGAGGUUAUCACUUUAUGGCACCCUCAGUAGCUAUCCCCACCACCACUAGAGGAGCAUUUAUCUGACAAAAGAGGAGCUGCUCUGACUAGCCCCACCACACCCACUGGAUAACUAACAGCUCCUGUAAACCACAGUUCCCAACUGCUGGGCAAACAGUGGCUCAGGGCUUGUUGUAAGGGAGAAGGGAGAUCUAGUCCUGCAAAGGAAGGGCAUAACAAGGGGUCCUAAUAGGUCCUUCCAGGAACAGCAGACCUACUUGGAGAGACAGGACAGAAUCCAGGUGGGGAGCAUGAGAGCAAAGGUGGAGGAAUACUUAACCCACAGAGCAUACAGCCCUGCCUAGUCUCACAGUCAGGAUUCCCACUCUGCCCAUUCCACCCACAUCCCAUUUUCAUUUUACCCACAAGGCGGGCAUUGGCCAGGGCCAUGGCUGCCAGGAACUGGACAAGGCUUACAGAUGUCCCAAAGGAGUGUCCAACCUGUGAACUGGAUGGGAUUCUGAAUUCUUAUUAUCUCCUGACCUAGAGAAAUAGAGUCUCAGGGUCCUAGCUGGUUCUGUAAGACAACUGUUGAUCCCAAGCAAAGUAUAUAGCUUCCUUCGCCCAGUCCCAAAGCGAACUGCCCACUGUGCUUGGGCUUGUGAAGACUGCAGACCAGCCUAGCUGGGUCUUCCAGCCAUAAUGAAGGGUGUUAUCUCCAGGAUGAGAGGGUACCCAGAAUACAGCAGCUCACAGAAGAGAUCAAGGCCUGUUACACAAAACUACUUACUCUCAAGCACAUGUGAGAGACUCAUUGCUCACUACAAGAUGUGAAUCUGAGGUUCUGACCAGCCUUACAGAAAGAACUUGGAGGUAUACCUCAAGUCUGAGGGCAUUGGUUAGUUAUGCUCAUGUUAAGGGACCAUUUAUCUCUAGGCUAUCCUUACAAGGCAAAUCCCAUGUCCUAUAGAGGUACAUGGGGGCCAAGUACCUCACAAUGAUCACAGGUGGUCAGUACCAGGAAGGAGAGGAAAAGAAGGGUGGCAAUCCUUGGGCUGUGCACAACACAGGCAUGUGUUCAUUCACACAAGUGUGUACACACACAGCAGUAGCUGCACACAGGGACAUGGAACAGAUUCUGAGCGUUAGCUCGCCCCAGCUAGAACACGCUCCAUGAAGGUGGAGAGAAGAUAACCAGCACUGGGUAGGUGGAGUCAGCUGUACAUGACCCCAUAACCUCAUAGCUGAAGCGCUUCAACUCAGCUCCUCUGGGGCCUCACACGCAAACAUUCUGCCUCACUGCUCCUGUCCCCACCUCCUCUCCCUCUUAACAAGGCAGAAGCUGUUGCACCUGGAGCACCCACCCCUCUGCAAAGGAGAGAUUAUCAGAAGCCCACAUAACCAUAAUUAUUUGUGAGCCUCUGAUUAUAGUACAACUUGCCGAAUUAGCUCACCGGAUUAGACGCUCAGGUCAGUCUCAGAGGUGCCUGCCAACGUUGUUCUCUGCCUGCUAACAGAAGCCAGACUGACUGAAGGUUCAGCCCACUGCAGUCCCUGGAUAUUGCAAAGCCUACGGAGUCGGCCAGGUGUCCAGGUUGGCCAAAGAGCGUGGUGGGACAGGAUGGAUGCUUCUCCCGAGCCCCAGGAGAAGGGUGGGUCACUGGUGCUGAUCCGACGACAGCCUCCUGUGUCCCAGGGUUUGCUGGAAACACUGAAGGCCAGGUUGAAGCAGAGCUGCACCUGCAGUAUACCAUGUGCUCAGGCUCUGGUGCAGAAUCUGUUUCCUGUCCUGCACUGGCUACGUCAGUACCGCCCUAAAGAGUACCUGGCAGGUGAUGUUAUGUCUGGGUUGGUCAUUGGCAUUAUCCUGGUGCCACAAGCCAUAGCCUACUCACUGCUGGCUGGGCUGCAGCCCAUCUAUAGCCUCUAUACCUCCUUUUUUGCCAACCUUAUCUACUUCCUCAUGGGCACCUCACGCCAUGUUAAUGUGGGCAUCUUCAGCCUGCUGUGCCUCAUGGUGGGUCAGGUGGUAGACCGAGAACUCCAGUUGGCUGGUUUUGACCCCUCCCAGGAUUCUCUGGGGCCUAGGAACAAUGGCAGCACACUCAACAACUCAACCACAACACUGGUGCUUGGGCUACAGGACUGUGGACGGGACUGCCACGCCAUUCGAAUCGCCACUGCCCUCACUCUGGUGACUGGACUUUAUCAGGUCCUCAUGGGUGUCCUCCGGCUGGGCUUUGUGUCUACCUACCUCUCACAACCAUUGCUCGAUGGCUUUGCUAUGGGAGCCUCUGUGACCAUCUUGACUUCUCAGGCUAAACACCUCCUGGGUGUGCGGAUCCCUCGGCACCAGGGCCCAGGCAUGGUGAUCCGCACAUGGCUGAGCUUGCUGCAGAGUGUGGGACAGGCCAAUAUAUGUGACAUGGUCACCAGUGCCGUGUGCCUGGGAGUGCUGGUAGCGGCUAAGGAGCUCUCAGACCGCUACCGACACCGUUUGAAGGUGCCAGUUCCCACAGAGCUGCUAGUCAUUGUGGUGGCCACACUUGUAUCCCACUUUGGACAGCUCCAUUCACGGUUUGGCUCGAGUGUGGCCGGCAACAUUCCUACUGGUUUUGUAGCCCCACAGGUACCAGACCCUAAGAUAAUGUGGCGUGUGGCCCUGGAUGCUGUGUCCCUAGCCCUUGUGGGCUCAGCCUUCUCCAUCUCAUUGGCAGAGAUGUUUGCUCGUAGUCAUGGCUACACUGUUCACGCCAACCAAGAGCUUCUAGCCGUGGGCUGCUGCAACGUGCUGCCUGCCUUCUUCCACUGUUUUGCCACCAGUGCUGCUCUGUCCAAAACCCUGGUGAAGACAGCCACUGGCUGCCAGACCCAGCUGUCCAGUGUAGUCAGUGCUGCUGUGGUGUUGCUGGUGCUGCUGGUGCUGGCUCCACUGUUUCAUGAUUUGCAGCGGUGUGUGCUGGCUUGUAUCAUUGUUGUCAGCCUGCGUGGGGCACUGCGCAAGGUUAAGGACCUCCCACAGCUUUGGCGGCUAAGCCCUGCUGAUGCACUGGUCUGGGUGGCUACUGCAGCCACCUGUGUGCUCGUCAGCACCGAGGCUGGACUUCUAGCUGGGGUGUUCUUCUCACUGCUCAGCCUGGCGGGCCGCACACAGCGUCCACAGGCUGCCCUUCUUGCUCGAAUUGGAGACUCAACCUUCUAUGAGGAUGCUGCUGAGUUUGAGGGCCUGCUGCCCCCACCUGAGGUGCGAGUGUUCCGUUUCACAGGCCCACUCUACUAUGCCAACAAGGAUUUCUUCUUGCGGUCACUCUACAGUCUCACGGGGCUGGAUGCAGGGCACUCAGCCACCAGGAAGAGAAUGGGCCCCGAGGAGGGUGUCAGUGACAGCAGUCUUGCUGAUGGCAAGGAUAUGGGUUCAGUGAGCAGCGGGACCGGGCUGGUGGUACCCCUGGCAUUCGGUUUCCACACAGUGGUCAUUGACUGUGCACCACUGCUGUUCCUGGAUGUGGCUGGCAUGGCCACACUGAAGGACCUGCACAGAGACUACAGGGCCCUGGACAUCACCCUGCUUCUGGCUUGCUGCAGUCCCUCAGUGAGGGACACAUUGAGGAAAGGGGGCUUCCUUGGGGAAGACCAGGGAGCUGAGGAUGAGCUCCUGUUCCCCAGUGUACACAGUGCCGUGGAGGCUGCACGAGCCCGCCGUGAGGAGCUGGCGGCUGCUGACUCCGCCUUUUAGCAGGACCAAGACCCAUGUCCACAAGCCAGUACUGACCUCCUUCGUAGAAGUAAUAUGAAGACUGGAGUCAUUAGAGAGAUAUACCCUUGGGCCACCCCUGCCCUGGAAAAAUCAGGGAACUCCAACUAAGAAAGGAAAGUGCCGCGUCCCUAACACAUUCAAGAAUUCCAAACAUUCAGUGAUUGAGACACGCUACAUCUGAGACCACUGCUGCCCCCUGGUGGCUGCACCCACACACAUGAUCCCUCAGCCAAAGCAGUGCCCAGUUUAAUAAUAGUCUGUGUUACCAUCUUAUCUGAAACAGAGUCCUGCAAAUUAUGCGGUCUCUAAGAUGCCAAAAUGACACAUUCCCUCCCCCUGCACUACCAGGUAUCAGAUAUGAGCUGAAUACAUGACCAAGGGGCAAGAGUCUGAAUUUCCGAAAGGCCUUCUCAUGCCCAGUGAUCAUCUUGAUUGGGCCCCUGCGAAGGCAGUCACCUGCUCCAGAGCAGAUGGUCCAGCGUCACUGUCUAAGAUGAUGUGACACCUAACCUUCAGGCAUGAUGUCUCUAUACAGCUUAUACUGGUAACCACAACGUGGCCCGUGUAUGGUACAAAGUCAGGCACAGUAGAGACACCAACCCCAUUCUGUACCUUUAAGAAAUCCUCAGAAGGGAACCACCUGGCUCCAUCCAAGGGCUGCCCUUGGCAUAACCAAGCAGACCUUCCCCUCCUCUUCUGCCCAACAGGAUUCUCUAACAGGAAGUACAGUCCCAGCCCCGACCAUGCCCUACUAUGAUGCUCCCCAACCCACAGUCCAGCACUGUGCUCCACAGUUGUCCUGGACAAGGCCAGACCACCAGCUCAUCAUCUCUGUAAGACAAGCUCUGACCAGCAGCUCCCAGGGCACCCACCUCAGCAUCACCCACCUGGCUGUGAUGAGAUCCAGCAGCCAGUGUAUCCGGACCUGCUCGAUGCCACUGUGAGGCACAGCACCGAUGUAGGCAAGGUUCAGUUGCUGGUCCCAACUAAGGUCGAACCGGUCAGCCUGGUCAUGAGGCAGUGGGGGGCUGGGGACAGGACAAAGAAGUGAAGUGUUUGUCCUAAGCAGGGGCUUACAGCAGACCAGGUUCUACACAUUUAAUACCUGACUGACAGGCCCUUGCAGAGGAGCAAUGUGUGUCUCCACAUUGUAUGAUAAAGUUUCAUUCACCAGAAA